UCUCGCUUGUAGCUGCACAGACCACGGUGAAGUCACCGUCAAAUGUCAACGACAGCACCGGCAAUGACGACACGGCGAUAUGCGACAACGGGCUUGGAACAGAAGUCAAGAUUGACCCCGAAGGGCGCCCUCCAGCUUCUAGAGACACGUUUCGGUUUGCCGAGUUGCUGAUCCGAAAUGCGUUCAUCAUGUUCUAUAGUUGGUAACAGUUUUUAGCUGAUUGAAUUUCCAAUAUGGUGUUUGAUCAGACAGUCUACGUAUGCAACGCCUCGGCAGAGAAAGUUUACGUGCGGACGACGUACGAGAAAUGGCAGCAGCUGAAAUUCUCCACGGAGGUCAAACUUCUGUCCGGCACUUCCACCGGAGGCGGAUUCAAUUUCGAGCAGGCCAGCGACUUCACGGAGGGUUUCACGGCGCUGGCUCCUCACCACACGCUCAAGAUGAUCGGUUCCUUCUUCUCGGCCGAGGCUGAUGACCAGACGGCAGCAGCAGCCGGUGCUGGCGGGGCGGGUGCCGCGGAGACCAAGCGGGUGAACAUCAGCCGUAACUACCGGGUGCCCAACCGCCACGCCGUCAUAGUCACACCGCAGAUGACCCUGCAAGUAGUCCGUGGCGGUGACCAAUGGAAUAAACGAUGCCAGGAGUUCUGCCCCUUCGUGAUCCGAGAAAAGAAAAGGAGCCCGUCUCUUUGGCAACGGCUGCGAGGAACCACGCCGAAGGUUAGAAAAGCGGAAACAUGCCAGGUCUGUGGCCGAGGAGGGCGCUCGUCAACCAUUCAAUAGAUCUCUCUUGAGGAAGGAGCGUGUGCAGCUUCGACUUCAGCAACACCCGUGUAUAGGCCUUUCUUUUGUUUGUAAACAUUUGCGCCAUUUUGCAUGGGCUGCCGUAAGCGCAUAAAUUGAAGCCGUGGUUGGCAACAUAAUUUUUCCAAAAAAGUCCUCAUAACGCUAUCAACACAUAGUAAAAAGGCAUAGGCCUAUGUGGGAAUUAUUUUGUAGCUUGGUUGAGAAUGUUGUAUUUUCAAGUAUCAAAUAAUAUUUUGAUCUGUAAUAACUCUUCUUGAUUUUUGCAAUGUUGGACCUUCAAUAGUUUUGCAGUCCGUGGUUGGCAACAUGCAGUUUGCCAACCUAGCGCAGGUCUAUAAAUUUCUGUGCAUGACUUUGAGCUACUAUUUCACUGGCCAACAAUACCCGCCCGCUGAACGUCUUUUUUUUCCCAAGUGGAUUAAGUUAAAUCUAACAAAUGCGCCUUCUGUCGCUGCCACUUUCCCUGCACAAAAUUCUUGCUCAGAAUUUGGGGAAGACAGAAAAUGAGCUCUUUAAAAACACGUCCCAAACGACAUCCACAUAUGGGUGUACGUUAUGGCGUUUUUGGACUUAACUUUUAUGUAAACAUGAGACGAAAAUGUAAAAUUAGAAAAAAGGGGAAUUUGAACGUUAUAAAAUUUGGAGUUUUUUUCCCUUAAAAAAAUCUUUCAAAGCCUCAGGUAAGAAAAGGAAAUAAAUUCGGGUGCAAAACAGAGAUUCGAACCCGCAACCUGGUGCAAAAUCCUACCCUCCAUUACACUGCUCGCAACUACGU
Patiria miniata (bat star) is the source of this 1581-nucleotide messenger RNA. RefSeq lists its product as uncharacterized. The transcript is spliced from 3 exons. The record is from RefSeq and is a predicted model, not a curated record. NCBI's taxonomy places the organism in Eukaryota, Metazoa, Echinodermata, Asteroidea, Valvatida, Asterinidae. Bases 234 to 782 code for a protein of 182 amino acids.